AAGCUCUUAUGUGAAAUAGAGGUUGUCAAGGACGAUAGAGAAAUAUACCUACUUACGACUACACAAUUACAAAAUCGCUGAUAAAUUAGCGUCACCGGCAAUACAUUUGAGGCAAUUUUCCAGAAAUAUUGACGAAUUAAACUAACAAUAAGAUUAAAAUGCAUAGACAAGGUUUACCUCUACAAGAGGAACAAUCACCAGAUUCAUCUUUACAAGAGCAACAAUUUUCACAACAUCAACAAAGAAGAUCAGAAAAUCUACCUCAGCCAUGGCAAGAUGAAGCACGAAGUCUACAGGAACAAUUUCCACAACAACAACAGACAAGAUCACAAAAUCAAAUAUCACAACAGCAAGAACAAUUGAGAUCUUUUCAACAGCAUCAAGGAAAGAAGGAUCAACAACAAAGAAGUUGGGAUCAAUCAGCAAGCAAGUACAAGUACAACCAAUGGUCACAUGUGAACCGACAACGCCGCCAGAACAAAUCACAGCAAAGUGCAACACAGAGUCAUCCACAACAUCAAAUAUCACAAAGAAGAUCAGAAAAUCUACCUCAGCCAUGGCAAGAUAAAGCACGAAGCCUCAGUCUACAUAAACAAUCUUCACAACAACAAUUGAAAUCUUUUCAACAACAUCAAGUAAAGAAGGACCAACAACAAAGAAGUUGGAAUCAAUCAGUACAAGCAAGCAACCAACAGCCAUAUAUGAAACAACAACACCGCCAGGACAAAUCACAGCAACAACAAUUUAGUUCUUCUCAACCGCAAAGAAGGAAGGACCAACAACAAAGAAUAUGGAAUCAACAACAACAACAUAUUAGAGACAAUAAUAUGCAACAACAGCAGCAAAUAACACCAGAUACUUUAGCCGCUCUAUCUCAACUUACAUUAAAGGGAACUCGAGAAUUAGAUAUGGCAUCUUCCACAAUAAAAGACUGUCAAGCUCGUAUACCGAAGAGGCAAAAGAAACAAUCAUCCUCUGAAACAGCCUUUAUAACAGUUAACACAAAUAUGUUUAAAAUUAUUUUUAAGAAUAAUUUUCUAAAAAAAGCUAUUCAUUAUGAUGUAGAUAUUACCUUACGAAAGAAUGAUCAAACAAUAUUAAACAGGUUUCCUAAAAAAUUAUGUAGAAACAUUUUUGAAAAAUGUAGACUUCAACAUUUUGAAAUGAGAUAUCCAGCAUUUGAUGGAAGGAAAAAUGCAUACAGUGCAUAUGAUCUACCUUUUAAAUCCAAUCCCAAUAUUUUUGAAACUAUUGUUGAGAUUUCGACAUGUAAUGAACGAUGCCCUGCCGAGUGUAAUAGACAUUUAAGAAAAUUUAAAGUUAUCUUAAAAAAAGUAGCUGAAAUCGAUCUUAGUUGGACAAGAAAUUUACCAUCCAGUCUUGAUGAAGUUGAUGGAUAUCAAACUGGUAUACAAGUUCUAGAUAUCAUCAUGCGUCAUAAACCAGAGUCAGAACAUAUAAAUGUUGGAAGAUCAUUUUUCUGGCCAGAUAAGCUAGAUGAUAAGUUAUAUAAUAAGGAGGAGUUUCCUCAAACUGAUGGAUUAAAGGUGGAGCGCGGCGGAUUUUUAUCCGUUAUACUUGGGCAGCAAAUAUAUUUAAAUGUAGACGUUGUUCAUAAAGCAUUUAUCCUACCUCAAAAAGUUGACACACUAUUCUAUUCACUACGCUAUGAUAAUUAUGCAAUUAAUAAAUUAUUGAAGGACUUAAAAGUGACUUAUAAAAUACCUAGAUCUAAUAAGGAACUGUCAUAUCGCUUAGAUGGAAUAGGUCAAAAACUUAACGAACAAACAUUUAUAUAUAAACAGCCAAAGGAACAAUAUGGAACGAAAUUGACAGUAGCUAAUUAUUUUUUGAAACAUUAUAAGCACCCUUUAAAAAACCCCAAUUGGCCAUGUCUAGUUGUGAAAGGACAACAAACUUAUUUGCCUCCCGAAUUAUGUACUAUUGUGAGUGGUCAAUCUGUUAAAAAGUUGAACGACGAACAAACUAGUAAAAUGAUUAAGGAAACUGCACUUGACCGUAAAGAGGAGAUAGAAAAGACAGUGUUUGACAAACUUGUGAAUAAUAAUAAUGAGAUUAUGGAACAUGAAUUUCAAUUGUCUGUCGAAAAAAAAAUGGAAACAGUGAAAGCUAGGAUCUUAAACGCUCCAAACAUAAUAUAUGCCAAUAGAAAAGUAAAUGUAAGCAAAGGAACAUGGCAAAUGCAAGGAUUUAAACAACCGAUAAAUUUAGAAAAAAAUCAAUGGGCUAUUCUCUGUAUAAGUGAUAAGAAUGAGCAUAACAUAUUUAAUAAAAUGACACAAUUUAUGGAAAAAUUAAUAUUUCAUGCGGAAAAUGUUGGUAUCCGUGUAGGUAAUACUAAUACUGAUACUGAUACUGGAAAUACUAAUACUAAUACUGAUAUUGGAAAAUUCAAAUGUUUUGUGAAGAAAUCAAUAGAUAUUAAAAAAUAUUUUCAGGAAAAUAAAAAAUUUAAACUGAUAAUAGUAAUCAUACCAAAUUCUCCAGGCACAAUAUACAACGAGAUAAAACAAAUUGCUGAGUUGGAACUAGGUAUCUUGACACAGUGUAUAAAAUUCAGUAAUUUCAAUAACGUAGUAGUCGCUGGGAAAUCCGAAAGAUCAAUAAUAAGAAACAUUCUUCUAAAAAUAAAUACAAAACUAAAUGGCAUUAAUCAUACACUAGAUCCAAGACCAAAAUGUUUUGAAAAAAUUUGCAUGUUUGUUGGUGCUGAUGUAACUCAUCCAUCUUAUGAUGAGGAUAAACCCUCUAUAGCUGCAGUUACUGCAAGUAAUGAUAUUGAUGGCCUCCAAUAUAAUGUUAUACAUAAAGUUCUACCAUCCAAACAAGAAAUAAUCAUGGAUCUUAAAAAUAUAAUAGAUGUUCAACUGUCAAUUUAUAAAGAUAAAACAUCGCGUUUACCAGAGAGAAUCAUUUAUUAUCGAGAUGGAGUUAGCGAAGGACAAUUGCCACAAGUUAUGCAUUACGAAAUAGAAGCUAUUAGAGAUGCAUAUAAAAACAAAUGUAAAUGUGAUAUUGAAAUUACCUGUUUAAUUGUUCAAAAAAGACAUCAUGUGCGUCUUUUCCCAACUUGUGACAGUCGAGGUCAGAUAAUUUCGGAUGACAAAAACAUGAAUGUGAAAGCAGGCACGAUUGUUGAUAGUGAAAUUACUCAUCCAAGUCAUUUCGAUUUUUAUCUCGUCUCACAUGCGAGUAUUCAGGGUACUGCUAGGCCUACCAAAUACAAGUGCAUAUGUAACGAUUCUAAUUUUACCGAAAAUGAGAUAGAAGAAUUGACAUAUUAUCUUUGCCACAUGUAUGCACGCUGUACGAGAACGGUAAGCUAUCCAGUGCCAACUUAUUACGCUCAUUUGGCAGCAUAUCGUGGAAAAGUUUUAUUACAUGGUUACAGUGAUAAUGACGAUAGAUUAAGGGAGAUACAGGAAAGAUUUAAUACAAAAAUGGCAAAUUUACCAAUGUAUUUUGUGUAACAGUUAAUUGAUUUUACAAAGGAUUAUUUUAUAUUCAAAACUCUUUCUCUUGAUAUAUCUACUGUAAUCAGUCUUCCCUUCAACAAUAUCUGUAUUUUUAUCUAUAUAUUUUCAACUGUUUUACUUAAGAAUCUGAUGUAACAAAAGGAAAAAGAGAAGAUUAACAUGUAACAUUGUGUAUAUGUAAUUUUGUUUGUUAUACUAAAAGAUACGGUAAAAAAACCAUAUAUAUUAUAAUAUUUU
This is a messenger RNA of Camponotus floridanus (Florida carpenter ant), 3734 nucleotides long. Its product is annotated as protein argonaute-2-like. The transcript is spliced from 15 exons. Bases 159 to 3491 code for a protein of 1110 amino acids. The record is from RefSeq and is a predicted model, not a curated record. Gene Ontology annotation, molecular function: protein binding; RNA binding. NCBI's taxonomy places the organism in Eukaryota, Metazoa, Arthropoda, Insecta, Hymenoptera, Formicidae.